Pestalotiopsis fici W106-1 is the source of this 1326-nucleotide messenger RNA. RefSeq lists its product as uncharacterized. The transcript has 2 exons. The record is from RefSeq and is a predicted model, not a curated record. Gene Ontology annotation, biological process: pyrimidine nucleotide import into mitochondrion. NCBI's taxonomy places the organism in Eukaryota, Fungi, Ascomycota, Sordariomycetes, Amphisphaeriales, Sporocadaceae. Gene Ontology annotation, molecular function: pyrimidine nucleotide transmembrane transporter activity. Bases 1 to 1326 code for a protein of 441 amino acids. Gene Ontology annotation, cellular component: mitochondrion.
AUGUCUCACGACCAAGCACAGAACGAUCCGUCAGAUCGGUCGCCAAACACACCUUCAGAGUAUGGUGUCUUUUCGCCUCGAUCCUCAUCUCCAUCGAAUACACUCGGAACGACCAGCGCACCAGACAGCAUCAUGCCGGGCUCGCCGGCUUCGGCGGUGGCGGCCGUAACACACCAUGGAAGUGAUGGUCUUACUCCGCUGCAGAGAUGGGUGACAAGAGCAUCAGAGUCGCAAUUCAAUGCUCUUUCGGGUGCUGUAGGUGGCUUCACGUCGGGCGUCGUUACAUGUCCUCUCGACGUUAUCAAAACCAAGCUACAAGCUCAGGGCGGUUUCACGCCUGUGGACAAGGGUAGACACGUCGGUCAUCACAAAGUCUACGAGGGCUUGAUUGGCACGGCGAGAGUAAUAUGGAGGGAGGAGGGAAUCCGUGGCAUGUACCGAGGACUCGGUCCCAUCAUUCUUGGGUAUCUACCGACAUGGGCUGUCUGGUUCACUGUCUACACCAACAGCAAAGAGUUCCUGGCUGAACGCAACGUGCAAAACCAGUUGCUCAUCAACUUCUGGUCGUCCAUAGUUGCGGGUGCCUCGAGCACAGUGGUAACCAACCCGAUAUGGGUGAUCAAGACUAGGCUCAUGUCACAAUCCUCCAAUGGUAACAGGCAUGUGUCUCUCUUCCCAAGAUCUGGAAACACACCAACGUCAAGACCAGCUAUCAGCUCGUCGUGGCAUUACAACUCAACACUUGAUGCCGCAAGAAAAAUGUAUUCCUCCGAGGGUAUACUAUCAUUUUACUCAGGUCUAUCGCCGGCUCUACUCGGAUUGACCCAUGUCGCUGUCCAAUUUCCAGCAUAUGAGUAUCUCCGCAAAAGGUUUACAGGCCAAGACAUGGGCCACAUGGGUGAAGGUGGUGCGGAUAAACACUGGCUAGGUGUGCUAUCUGCCUCGAUUCUGUCAAAGAUCAUGGCAAGCUCCGCCACGUACCCCCAUGAGGUUAUCAGGACAAGAUUACAAACACAAAGGAGACCGACAGCAGGCGCGGAAUAUCUACAAGGGCUUGGCGUCACGGCUUCAGGGGACAAGGCGGCCAAGGCCACCGAAUCCAUCCCCCAAGCCAAGUACCGAGGUGUUAUGAUGACCUUUCGUACAAUUCUGAAAGAAGAAGGAUGGCGAGCCUUUUAUGCUGGCAUGGGUGUCAACAUGAUGCGAGCCGUGCCAGCCGCUACAGUCACCAUGAUGACAUACGAAUAUGUCAUGAACACAUUACAUGAGGAGAAGGCAAAGGCACUACGAAUGAGAGAGGAGGCCCUUUCUGUGCCAAUGUCCUAG